Solenopsis invicta (red fire ant) is the source of this 2763-nucleotide messenger RNA. RefSeq names its product origin recognition complex subunit 1 (gene Orc1). Gene Ontology annotation, cellular component: nuclear origin of replication recognition complex. The transcript is spliced from 6 exons. Gene Ontology annotation, molecular function: ATP hydrolysis activity; DNA replication origin binding; ATP binding. Bases 397 to 2604 code for a protein of 735 amino acids. Lineage: Eukaryota; Metazoa; Arthropoda; Insecta; Hymenoptera; Formicidae. The record is from RefSeq and is a predicted model, not a curated record. Gene Ontology annotation, biological process: DNA replication initiation; mitotic DNA replication checkpoint signaling.
AAAGUUAGUGAAAACAAGAAGGAACGUUCCAGUGCAGUCUAGUGCAGGAAUAGAAAACAAGCCUAUUAUAUCAAAGGUGCCGACACCGAGUCGACCUACUAUUCUUUCUUAUACUGUGGCAUUGUUAAGUCAUGAACGCGUUCAUUGAGAUAUAACCUCAGUAGUCUCACUAGUCUUAUUAUAAAUUGUUAUUAAUGUUUUUUGGGCUUAUAUCUUCAGAAAGGCAAGAGAAAAGUAACAGUGUGAAACCUAGAGAUUAUAACGACAGUAGAUAAAUGGCAGUUGACAAAUAAAUAAAUAGAAUUUACUCGCGUUGAUGGAAGUAUCUCCAACAAAGAAGAAAGGAACAGAUGCUUAAAAAUUAUUACUCAACUGAUAAAUUGUAAAUUAAAUGCCAUGGCUAGAUUUAAGAAAUGCACGGAGAAAGAUAUAUCUGUGUUACUUGAAACGAGUUCAGAUUCAAAUGUUGAAGAUUUGGAUGAAUCCUAUGUUCCAAAAGAGAACACAGAUGAUGAUUCUUUCAGCUUUUCUGAUUCAGAGAAGACUCUGGAUAAUAACAAACGUUUCUUAUUACGAACCAAUGCAUUGCAGAAGGAACGGGUUUCAUUGCGUUUGAAGUUGAGACGUUCCACAGAACAGAGCAUGUACAAAAUAGACACUGAAUCAGAGGAUGAAAAAUAUAAGAGAUUAACUAGAAGUACAAAACGUCAUUUGAAAAAUUCGCAGGAUGAAAACCAAACGCCACGCAAGGGUGCAAGAUUUAUUAAGUUACCUGAAAGAUGGUCAGAUUACGAAUGUCGUUUCUAUAAAUCACAAGCAUCUGUUUUACAGAGAACUCAGAUUAAUUAUAAUGAGAAGAAACUACUUUUAGAUUCAUUAGAUACUUCUAAUACAAAAACACAAGAAACCAAGAAAUAUGCAAAAAUUAAAAGUGAUGAUGACAGUUCAGAUUGCGUUUGUAUUGAUUUUAUUCCAAAGACACCAUCUACAAGAUCAAAGUCAAAACUUAAACAAAAUCGUGCUUGUUCCAUAAAUGAUAUCAACGUUGAUACUACUCCUAAAAUUGACAAAACUAGAUCAAAAUAUGCAUCUCCUGCAAAUAAAGAAUCAAAAAAAGAUGAUGUAGAUGAAUCACCAAGUAACAAAAUAUAUUUUGAGACAGAUGUUUCAAAGCAAAAUUUUUCACUCAAAGAUACUCCUAAAAGAUCAAGAAUUGAGAAAAGUAGCAAAACUAUUUUAACUAUGUCUAAUAAAUGUGAAUCGAUACAUAAAGGUAAAAGUAAAAACAAAGCUGUUAAGGCGGAAGUUAUACACAAAGUUGAUAAAGAUAUAUCUCCAAUGAUUAAUCAAAGAAACGAUGAUGCAAUUGUAUCGUCGGUGGUAUGCAAUGGCUUACAUACUCCAAAGGUUCGUGCAUCAUUGAAGCAAGGUACUUUGACACCAUCUAUGAAACUAAGAACUAAUGUGAUAGCUAAACCAAUUACACCAUUGCAAGAAAUCAGAACUAGAUUGCAUGUCAGUACAGUACCUAAAUCGCUGCCUUGCCGAGAGGAAGAGUUUAAUAACAUUUAUACAUUUCUAGAAAGCAAGCUAAUGGAUAAAAGCGGAGGGAGUAUUUAUAUAAAUGGCGUCCCAGGGACAGGAAAGACUGCCACUGUAAAUGAAAUUGUAAAGUGUCUAAAGAGAUCUGUGGAAAAGGAUAAACUGGUCUAUUUUGAUUUUGUUGAGAUUAAUGGUAUGAAAUUAUCUGAGCCCAGACAGGCCUAUGUACAAAUUUUUAAGCAAUUAUCUGGUAAAACUCUGACAUGGGAACAAGCAUAUAAUGCAUUAGAAAAGAAAUUUAACAGCAAUACUAAAAGGCCAAUGACAUUGCUACUUGUAGAUGAGCUUGAUUUAUUAUGUACAAAACGACAGGAUGUAAUAUAUAAUCUGUUGGACUGGCCUACAAAAGCCUCUGCUCGAUUAGUAGUUGUUACUAUUGCUAAUACUAUGGAUCUUCCAGAAAGAGUUUUAAUGGGUAGAGUUACGUCGCGAUUAGGUCUUACCCGAGUAACUUUUGAACCAUAUAAUUAUAAACAAUUAUACGAAAUAGUAUUAACAAGACUUAAAAAUACUGAUAUCUUCGACAAUGAAAUUAUACAAUUAAUUGCACGUAAGGUGUCCGCGGUAUCGGGCGAUGCCCGCCGCGCUUUGGACAUUUGUCGCCGAGUGGCAGAAAUUACCGAAAUACGUAACAAGAGUACAGUAAGCGUUCAAGACGUAAAUGAAGCUCUGUCAGAGAUGAUAAUAAAUCCGAAAGUUCAAGCGAUAAAAUAUUGUUCAAAAUUUGAGCAAAUAUUCUUACAGGCUGUAUGUGUGGAAGUCAAACGAAUUGGUGUGGAAGAAGUGUGUUUCAUAAAUGUUUAUAAACAGUUUGACUCUUUAUGUUCCUUUGAUGGUUACAAAACCCCUAAUAUUACUCAGACACUUGACAUUUGCGCAAAAUUGGGUGAUUAUAGAUUACUGAUAUGCGAGUAUUCAGGUAGUGAUACACAUCAAAAAAUUCUAUUGAAUAUAUCGAAAGAUGAGAUGCACUAUGCAUUACAGAAAGUUGAUUCUGAUUAAAGAUAUGUAAAAUUCGAAUAAUGUCCAUAAUUUAUUACUAUAACUUAAUUUUAUUAUAUAUAGGAUUUAUGUUUCUUUACGAAUUCCGAUAUUACAAUUUAUUAAUCUCUAAUACAUAUUAAUCGCUAAUAUAAAUAUAUUUUCCUUGUAAUAUUGCAA